AAAUAAUUUUUGUAAACAUCAAGAUAGAUAUUUCAGGUCGAUAUUUGAGCGUAUUAGAGAUUGUAAUGUGAGAAAGUUUCACCAACUCACCAAACUCUCGGUGACUCCACAAAUAGCUACUCAAUCAAGUUGGCUAACUAACCUAACUGAUAGAUAUCUCCCGGAUUUUGUUGUAAAAAUGUUGUCAUUAGGCCCCAAGUUUUCCAUUCCUUAUAGUAAGAGUGAUUUUCCGUGGUUAGAUUUGAUGUCUGAUAUUGAGGGCUUCAUUCUUGGGCAAGAUCAUUUGGAUGUCGAUAUGAAGAAUGGCUUGCGAGCAUCGCUUUGUGGUUUGGCCUAUGGUUUUUAUAAAAGAUUAACAAACGGUGCUUCUCUGGAUCCAUUCCAUAAAUACCUUCUGUUUUUGUUUAGGAAAACUAAAGCAUUUCUUGAGGCCAACCCCGAUAUUUACGUGGUGAAUUCGGAUAAGGGAAAUAAGACUGUGGUGAUUAAUAAGAGCGAUUAUGAUCGUAAGUUGUUAGAUCUUUUGUCGGAUAGUGAAACUUAUAAGCAAUUGAAGGCUGAUCCAACGAUUGGAGUUCAAGUUAAGUCUAAUAAGUUGAUCAGACAAUUGGAAGAUUUUUCGUUGGUUUCUGAGAUUGAGGGUAAGAGACUGAGGAAAUAUAAUUCCGUUCCGCCGAAGAUUUAUGGCCUGGUUAAAAUACACAAGACAGGAAAUCCACUUAGACCGGUGGUUUCUUGUUGUAAUUCACCAACUUAUAACAUCUCGAAGUUCUUGUGUACAGUGUUGAGUAGGAUAAAGCACUUGUUUCCGUUUUCCAUCAGGAAUUCAUAUGACCUCAUCAAUAAGAUUAAUGGCAUAACUAAUAUACCUGAUGAUUAUGUUCUCAUAAGUGUGGAUGUAAAAUCCCUAUUCACUAAUAUACCACAAGAUUUAGUAGAACGAUUAAUAAAAGAUAACUGGGCUGUUUAUGAGAGCUGUGUUAAUGUUCCACUUGAUGUGUUGUUGAAUAUUAUUAAAUUCAUUUUUGAUAACAGCUUUUUUCAAUAUAAUAAAAGAUUUUACGCACAAGUGAGGGGCACAGCUAUGGGCAACCCAGCCUCACCAAUUUUGGCGGAAUUGGUUAUGAAUCACUUGAUCGCAUUCGUUCUGUCUGUUUUGAACUUUCAUAUACCGUUUGUCUUUGUUUACGUUGAUGAUAUAAUUAUGUCGGUGCCCAUGAGUAGAUUAGAAGAGGUAUUGAGGAUUUUCAACAGCUUCCAUGAGAAUCUCCAGUUCACACAUGAGAUGGAAAUAGAUGGUAAAAUUCCAUUCUUGGACCUAUUGUUGAUAAGGGAUAGUGGUGGUAUAAAAACUGACCUAUAUUCUAAACCCAUGGCAUCCCACCGUACAUUGCAUUUCAAUUCUCUGCAUUCAACAUCGCAAAAAAUUGCUGUCGUCAGGGGUAUCAAACAGAAGAUUCUUAGUUUGUCUGAUACAUCAUUUCAUCCGAAGAAUUUUAAACAGCAAGCGACCAUUUUAUGUCAAAAUGGUUAUCCUAAAACUUUAGUUAAUAAAAUUUUUUAUGGUUCGAAAUACUCAACUAGUAUACCUUCGACUGAUAAUGGUUCCGAUAAAGAGAUUUUCAGAUAUUACAAAUUAGUCUACAUUCCCAAAUUGAGUCAGAUGUUGAUUAGAUUGAUGAAGGGAACAUCUACUAUUGUGGUAUCAUAUUAUAAUAAAACUGUUAAGAGCCUAUUUUCCCGUUUGAAAGAUAUUGAUCCCCCAAUGAGACAAUCCGGUUUGGUGUAUGGGGUUGGUUGUUCGAAUUGUGAUGCUAUUUAUGUUGGACAAACGUGUCAAUAUUUCGGAUCCAGAUUGAGGCAACAUCAGUUAGAUUGUAAAAGACAAUCUGAGGCAACCGCACUUUCCCAACAUGCUAAGAAUGAGGGACAUCUUUUUGAUUUUGAAAAUGCGAAGAUUCUAACCAAGGAGACCAAUUGGUUCAAGCGUAGUUUCAAAGAGAUGUUGCUUAUAAGAAAACACCCCAAUUCUGUGAACUCGAGAUCUGAUAUUGGUUCACUCAGUAUUGCGUAUUCGAAUUUGAUAAAGGAAAUAAAUAAAUAGUUUUUCUCGAGUGCACGCAUUCCGACCGCGUAUGUGCGAUGUUCUUGUUUCAUUCAUAUCAAUGCGUCCAUACCUACCUGUACGUCACGUUAAUUUGAGACCCCGAGAUGAACCUGCUUUUUUCGAAUGAUUUUACGAGUUUGAAUUUUUCAGACGAUUUUUAAUUCAUUAUUCAUAAGCCUGAAGAAGAGAAGAAUUUUUCUCGAAACGUUGCUGCGUGAAUAAAUUGUAAAUAAAGUGUUCCUAAGACUGAAAAUUGUGUUCUUCAAUUAUUUUGGAACGAUACACCUUACAUAUAUAUUAUAUAUUGGUCAUAUAUUCCUCGACAUGGGGUUCUUCAAUCAGAUCAUGACGAUAUAUGGUAUGAAUAUGGUUCUUCAUUUCAAGGAGUGGUCCAAGGAUAACAAAAGGUUGGCACGAUCCAUCAACAACAGAAUUUUCUUACUGAGGUGCAGAAAGAGUGGUAUAUAUCCCAAACAUAUAGUCAACGAAGUAAAGUGUGUUUAUUCCCUAUUUCAAGAGAAACAUCCUUAUUACAGUAGAGUGUCUAGAAUACCUGAAGAAGAGAAGAAUUUUUCUCGAAACGUUGCUGCGUGAAUAAAUUGUAAAUAAAGUGUUCCUAAGACUGAAAA
This is a messenger RNA of Coccinella septempunctata (seven-spotted ladybird), 2736 nucleotides long. RefSeq lists its product as uncharacterized. Lineage: Eukaryota; Metazoa; Arthropoda; Insecta; Coleoptera; Coccinellidae. The record is from RefSeq and is a predicted model, not a curated record. Bases 179 to 2104 code for a protein of 641 amino acids. The transcript is spliced from 3 exons.